This is a messenger RNA of Ectocarpus sp. CCAP 1310/34, 1063 nucleotides long. The record is from the annotation of a GenBank genome assembly. Lineage: Eukaryota; Phaeophyceae; Ectocarpales; Ectocarpaceae.
UUUUCGGAGAUAGAUGCGUUGACGCCCCAAAAAGGACACAUACAACAGCCUCCAUAUCAGGCCUCCUUCACCGCCUUUUUUUUCCGAAACAGGCUAACACCAUGCCCAGAGAGGCAAUACGAACCCCGUUCCACCCGAGGAGGAGCACGACUUCUGACAACCAGCUCGCGGAAUUCAUUGCUGGCCCGAUCACCGGCAUAACGACCGAGGUACCCGGCAUAGGGCUCGUCACCAUGGAGACGCUGGCCAGGGGAGACGAGCCCAUCAACAGAACGCAUCAGCUGUUCGGUAUAUUUCUGGCCCUUUCCCCUGAUGAGCCGGACUGCGCGGAGCAUUGCAACAGGUUUAAGUAUUGGCUCCAAGACAAGAACGUCGGCCCUCGGUUUCUGGACGAAAUUGUCGAGGCGAUUGCCGAGAAGACUCAAACUUGGAUCCCUGGAGUGUUCAGCGCUGACGCCUUCCCUGAGGAGGUGUAAACAGACGGCGGCUAAGGCCAAUUUAAGCGUUGCGAAGACGGGCAACAGCAAACCCAACACUCGUGCACGAGCAUUGUUUAACCGAAUGUACCAUCGUGCACGUGGGGAUAAGAGGCCGGGUCGUGCUCGUACCGAGGUAGAUGUUGUCCGGUGAAAAAUCGAUACGAAUCAGGAAGAGUCCACAACCUGACAUUCUACUACCUUAAUUUAUGGCGGGAGUUUGUCCCUACGUUUUUCCUAGCAUUGUGCGGACUGCAGUACUUUGGUAACGCAUGUAUUCUACUGAGUAUAAUUUGGGGGGGGUGUAGUGGGUCUUGGUCCCGGAAGACUGUACGUGAGGAAGAUCAAGUCGGAGACACGUCUCCCUUCUUAAUUGUUGGCGUGCUGACGCCUAACCCUACUUUGAAUGAAUUGUUGAUGAAAAUAGAGGUAAGACUGUGACGAGCAGAUGUGGAAGCGAAGUAGGAUGAGGUCGAGGUGGAGAUUCGGCGGGUAUCCCGAGCUCUUUUCAUGAUCUCGAAGACGGCCGAGACCAUUGGUGUCAAAGAGGGACGAUGAGGGCACGUCCAUGUAGUCAUUAGACCAUU